AUAACGUGUGGCAGAGAGCUAAUAGUUUUCAUUUGCGAUUGUAGCAGACCCGAAAAGAUGCUGUUGUGUGUGUUGAGUGUCAGCUUGAUGAUAAUGGUUCAUGAGACGUACAGUAGUUCACUCCAAUUGUAUGUCUCAAGCUCAUCUAAGAGAAAAGCUUUUAUAGAAAAGGGAAUCUAUUUGCCUGGUAGCUCCGACUUCUUGAUAAUUCCCCACGGCCAAUGUAGCGGCUUUAUUGAUAAAAGUCUUCUCUGCCCCUACCAAAACGCAGGCAGCGUUGAAGUCAUUGUUAAGGACCAUACCCCUUUUCCUAAUAUCAACAUCGAAAACGGUCUUCACAACGCGACCGUCCUCCGAGCUCGCAACGAACUUGGACGCUGUGAUCAGGAAGCGGAGGUUCAGAUUUUGACAUCCUGUGUCGUCUUUAAUGAACAUAAACGAAGAAGACGUUCCAUAAGAUUCUUACCCCCGGCUCCUACUAUGGAUCAUAACCAGUAGCGGUGGGUUUUCUUCAAGCACAACAAGAGAAUAAUUAUGGAAAAUAAUAAAUGUUAAAUUUUAAACCUCAUUCUCUUCGAAAGAAUAGUGUUGGAAAGCAAAUAUAUAUAACAAUAAAAAACAAUAUGUAAUUGAAAAAAGUAAA
This is a messenger RNA of Danaus plexippus (monarch butterfly), 643 nucleotides long. RefSeq lists its product as uncharacterized. The record is from RefSeq and is a predicted model, not a curated record. The coding region runs from base 58 to 498 and encodes 146 amino acids. The transcript has 3 exons. NCBI's taxonomy places the organism in Eukaryota, Metazoa, Arthropoda, Insecta, Lepidoptera, Nymphalidae.